GUUUCCUCAGGUAGUGGAAGAUGUUGCCACACUGCUCCCUCCUGCUGUUGCUAUGCGUGGCUCGGCUGCUCUCCACCACCUCGGCCCUGCCCUUUGAGCAGAAAGGCUUCUGGGACUUUGCAAUGGACAGCAUGGACAGCGGCGGUUUGAUGACGAUGAUGAGGGAUGAGGAAGAAGGCUCAGCCGUAGAGGAGAUCCUCCCCCCCGACACAUCCAUGUGCCCCUUCGGCUGCCACUGUCGUCUCAGGGUCGUCCAGUGCUCUGACCUCGGUCUGACUGAAGUACCACAGAAUAUUCCCCGGGACACCAAGUUCCUGGACCUGCAGAACAACUAUAUCACCGAGCUGAAGGAGAAUGACUUCAAAGGCCUCACAAACCUAUAUGGCCUAUCUUUGAGGAAUAACCUGAUUUCCAAAGUCCACCCCAGAACAUUUGUGCCUCUGAAGCACAUGCAGAAGCUGUACUUCUCCAAGAAUCUGCUGACCGCUGUCCCAAAGAACUUGCCCGCCUCUCUGGUUGAGAUCAGGAUCCAUGAGAACCGCAUCAAGAAGGUGGCAGCUGGUGCCUUCGCAGGACUGGCGAACAUGAACUGCAUAGAAAUGGGCGCAAACCCCAUCCAAAACAGCGGUUUUGAGCCAGGAGCCUUCAAGGGACUGAAACUGAAUUAUCUGCGCAUAUCAGAGGCUAAACUGACUGGGGUGCCAAAAGAUCUCCCAGACAGUCUCCAUGAGCUUCAUCUAGAUCACAACCAGAUCCAGGCUGUGGAACUGGAGGACCUGAGCCGCUACAAAAACCUGUUCAGGUUGGGCCUUGGCUAUAACCAUAUCCGUAACAUAGAGAAUGGCAGCCUGUCCUUCCUCCCCCGACUGAGAGAGCUGCAUCUGGACAACAACCGCCUUACUCAUGUUCCCAAAGGCCUCCCAGAUAUGAAAUACCUACAUGUGGUGUACCUCCAUUCCAACAACAUCGCCCAGGUGGGCAUGGAUGACUUCUGCCCUCGAGGAUUUGGGAUGAAGAGGACUUUCUAUAACGGCAUCAGCUUGUUUGAUAACCCUGUCAACUACUGGGAGGUGCAGCCUGCUACGUUCCGCUGUGUCAGCGACCGGUUGGCUGUUCAGUUUGGCAACUACAAAAAGUAAAGACAGGGGGAUACAGACAGAUGGAGAGAGUAAAGGCAAGGUUAUGGGAGAGGAGGAGAUAAUUUAAACAAUGAACAAAACUUGAGGGAUGGAGAAGGGAGUUCAUAUUUCAGAUUAUUAUCUUUAUUAUUACGGUUGUUUUUGGGUGAUGGCAAGGAUGGGCAACAAACUGAUGAAAGUCUAAAAAACAAUCACAUAACUUGAAGGGAGUGGAAAGUGAAGCGCUUGCAUUAUUUCACCUGAGUUUUCAAAUGCUUUAAUUUAAGGUUUUUAAUGUUUUGCCAUUUGAAAUGGAUAAAACAGAGGAGAAUGUCUGAGAAUAAUGUUUUCCCACCUGCCUUAAUCGAUGGAAAUGAAAAUUUGUGAAGCAUUUUAUUCCUUUUUUUCCCACACAAUAUUCCUUAUUGUGAUAGAAGAUAUUUUUAAUUAAAAUUAAAAAAAAAAUAGAUAAGCAAUGCAUUUUAGAUGUUUUAUAUAUACAUAUAAAAAGGUUCUCUAUAUGACUGUAUGUGUCUGCUAUUUUGGGAGAUAUAUCAUAUUGUCCUUUUUUCACAGGUCUGAAGCCAUUUGGCCCAUUAUUAAAUUAAACUGUCAUAAUAAACAACUAUCAACUAAAAACUUCACAGAUUAAGGGCUAUUUCCUGACAGUUAAUUAAACGGUACAACAUGUAAAAACCGUUAUUCAAGUUUACAUGUUUUUAAAAAAAAAAUCUGUUUAUAUCAUGGACUUAAUAAAAAGGGCAAUAAGUACAUUUUGAGGUUCCCCUUAUCAGUGUUAAACACUUUUUUCUUUUUGAACUGAUUUAACUGAACCACCAGGAUAGCCUUUUUAAGGCGUCUAUUCUGUACUAAAUAUGCUGUCUGUUUCCUAUAUAAUACAAUACUCCUUAAGGGGACACUAGAGGUAGUGGGGGUUUUGCCCCAUUUAGAGAAAACACACAUCUGCUUUGCUUUGAGAAAAUGUAGGCAGUGUGUUCACAUAGUGCUACAAACAAUAGUAGUGUUGAUGCAUUGUUUUGCACAGAUUUUCUAUUAUGCUUUAUCUGCUUCAGGGUAUUUAAAGGGUUGGCCUAUUUACAUUGGUAGACCUAUGUGGAACUAUACUCCAGCCGUUAGUAUUCUGUACUGUCUCUGUUCUGUAAUCUGACAAGCUACUGCUGCAUGUGAAUAAAGACAUUAUUAACCUGCUGCAUAAAGUUAGAAAACAACUGUUGCCCCAGGGUUGGAUACUGUUUGAGAAAUAAAGAAGAAGUAUGGAAAACA
This is a messenger RNA of Notothenia coriiceps (black rockcod), 2402 nucleotides long. It is a transcript of the gene bgnb, whose product is annotated as biglycan b. The transcript has 7 exons. Gene Ontology annotation, molecular function: protein binding. The record is from RefSeq and is a predicted model, not a curated record. NCBI's taxonomy places the organism in Eukaryota, Metazoa, Chordata, Actinopteri, Perciformes, Nototheniidae. Bases 21 to 1139 code for a protein of 372 amino acids.